Molecule: messenger RNA, 2288 nt
Organism: Heteronotia binoei (common prickly gecko)
Lineage: Eukaryota; Metazoa; Chordata; Lepidosauria; Squamata; Gekkonidae
Gene: C1R
Product: complement C1r
Exons: 11
Coding region: 1-2154 (717 amino acids)
Biological process (GO): complement activation; zymogen activation
Cellular component (GO): blood microparticle; extracellular region
Molecular function (GO): calcium ion binding; serine-type endopeptidase activity
Source: RefSeq, a predicted model, not a curated record
AUGGCUCCUGGCAGGUUUGCCCAAAUCUUUCUCCUGCAUGGAGCUUUCGUUUUUGGAAUGGUCAGUUCCAGUCCAGUCCAGUUUGGGGAGAUCAGGUCCCCCAAUUACCCCAAGCCAUACCCGAACAACAACGUCAGCACCUGGGACAUUGCCGUGGCCAAAGGCUUCAGAGUGAAGCUGAAAUUCUGGGAGUUCGAUUUGGAGCCCUCUGAGGCUUGUUUGUAUGACUAUGUCAAGGUCACCGCAGACAAGAGAGAUCUGGGCCGGUUCUGUGGCCAGCUGGAUUCAGCCACUGGUAACCACCCUGGAAGGCGAGAGCUGGUGUCUUCGGGGAACCGAAUGCGGCUGUUGUUCCACUCUGAUUUUUCCAAUGAAGAUAACGGCGAGCUUGUCUUCUACAAGGGCUUCCUGGCCUAUUAUGAAGCUGUAGAUUUGGACGAAUGCGCCCAAGGAAACGGCAUCGGAGAAGAGGAGAGACCACGGUGCCAGCACUUCUGCCACAACUAUGUCGGGGGCUACUUCUGCUCCUGCCAGCCUGGUUACCAUCUCCAGAGCGACCGGCAUUCUUGUAAAGUGGACUGCAGCAAUGAGUUGUUCACGGAGCUCAAAGGAUAUGUGUCAAGCCCUGGAUACCCUCGGCCCUACUCGCCAGACCUGCAGUGUAACUACAGCAUACGAGUGGAGAAGGGGCUGUCCAUCACACUCAAAUUCCUGACGCCUUUUGAAAUUGAGGACCACCAGCAAGUCCGCUGCCCUUAUGACCAGCUCAAGAUCCACGCUGGGGGUAAAGAAAUCGGCGAAUUCUGCGGCACAGUGACCCCAGACAGCAUCGAAACCAACAGCUCUUCGGUGGAUCUUUCUUUCUUCACAGAUGAGUCAGGAUUUGGCCGUGGGUGGAAGAUCCGGUACACCUCAGAAAGAAUCCGUUGCCCACAGCCCGCUCCGAACGACGAGUUCACCAUCAUCAAAAACCCACAGCCCAUCUAUCAGUUCCAGGACUAUUUCAUUGUCCGCUGUCAGAAAGGUUAUAACCUAAUGGAGGGAGACAAGCGGCUGCCAUCCUUCACUGCCGUCUGUGAACACGAUGGGACCUGGCACCGCCCCAUGCCCAGGUGUCAAAUUGUGGACUGCGGUGAACCUAAACUUCUGACCAACGGGAUCAUCGAGUACAAGUCCAAUCCCGGGAAAAACAUCUACCAGUCAGUUGUCACAUAUCGCUGCAAUGAGCCCUACUAUCAAAUGCUCACCAGUAAUGGGACAGGUGAAUAUACUUGCUCUGCUGAGGGCUCCUGGAGGAAUAACAAUGAUCUCGAGGGCAUCCCAGUGUGUCUGCCAGUGUGCGGAAAGCCAGAAAAUCCAGUUGAGAAAAUCCAGCGGAUUAUUGGUGGGAGUUUAGCACAGGAGGGCAACUUCCCGUGGCAGGCAAAGACUGUCAUCUCUGGUCUUGGGCGUGCCGGAGGAGCGUUGCUGGGUGACCGCUGGAUCCUGACAGCUGCCCACACCUUGUACCCCAAGGGGCGAGCCGAAUUUGGAGAGAGGAUGAGCCUCGAAGAGUUGGCUGAGAAAGUGGAAGUCUUCCUGGGCGCCAUCAAUGUGACCGAUCUCCACAAGUUGGGCAACAAGCCCAUCCUCAGGCUCUUUGUGCACCCGGACUACAACCCCGAUAACGAGCAGAACUUCGACGGCGACAUCGCACUCAUCGAGCUACGAGACCCUGUAAUUCUUGGCCGCGAUGUCCUGCCCAUUUGUCUCCCGGAUCCACGAAACACUUCUUUCUACAACAGAGGGCGGGUGGGGUACGCCAGUGGCUUCGGUGUGGAGAAGCAUCACCUUUCUGAUAGACUGAAAUAUGCAAUGAUCCCAGUGGCCAACCAGGCAGCCUGUCGGGAAUGGCUAAAGGAUAAGAAGAUCCGUGGGAAGGAUCCAGUUUUCACAGCUAAUAUGUUUUGUGCAGGUUCUCCUAGGGAAGCGACUGACACCUGCCAAGGUGACAGCGGCGGGGCCUACACUGUGCUUGACCCAGAGACUGGGCGCUGGGUGGCCACCGGCAUUGUCUCUUGGGGCCUCGAUUGUGGCAAAGGGUAUGGCUUCUACACCAAAGUUGUCAACUAUGUGAACUGGAUCAAGGGCAUUGUGGAGCAGAAUUGGGUCUGAAGGCCUACACGGCAGUGUCAUGCAGGCUUUCAAGAGGUGACAGGGAAUACAGCCCUUUGAAAGCAGAGCUAUCCAAGCAAUUCCAGACGUAAAUAACUAAAUGAUACAUUUAAAUAAAAUUGCAUAUUACCAUA